UUAAUUAUUCAAUAAUUGUCUCUUUAUUUUUUUGUUUUGUAAUAAUUUUUAAGCCAAUGGAAGAAGUUGUUGAACGACGUAAAUGGUUAUUUACUAGACGUAAAAGUAGUAAAGGGGGAAGUGCCGGAGUUCGUUUAAGACGACGGCCAACACUUUCACAUUUUUUGGCAGAAUGUGAAAAACAACGUAGAAGAGAUAGCGGGCCUCCAAUUAGUGGAUUUAGUAGUCAUUUUACUCAAAAUGUUCCAGAUAAAGAGGAUUUAAUGUCAACUUCUUUGAAUGACCCAAAUUUUCGAUUACAGCAAAAAUACUGGGGGAAAAUACAUAGAAAAACUCCAACACGCACACCAAGUCCAGAUUUUGGUAAUAGUGAUGAAGAUAAUACAAGUAGUAGAAGCGAGGAGGAAGAAGAAGAAGAAUUGAAUUCUAUAGAUGAUAAUGAAUCAGAAAAUGGACGUGAAAAUAUUGGAAAGGAAGAGGAGGUGGAAGAAGAAGAAGAAUUAAAUAAAAAUAAUAAAUCUGAUAAAAUAAAUGAAAAUAUUGUUAGGCAUAGACGAGGAAUAUAUUUAAGACAAAGGGAGAGAGAACGGCCUCUUUCUGAUGGAGCUUUAUUGCCUGAACAGGAGAUUCUAAUGAAGAUAAGUGUCUCAGAUGCUCAUCGUCCUAAACGUGAUGAAAGAGGUCGUCGAUUGGGUGGAGAGUGGGAUAAAAGGUUUGAACGUUUGGGUAAGCAAUUAGUUGCUAAAUUAAAUGAAAGAGGAGAAAAUAUUCAUGAUAAAAAUGAAGAAAAAGAAGAAGGAAAAGGAGGUGGUGGGAAUGGAAGAUAUCCAAGUUUACCUUCAUGUUCAUCUAAUACACCGACAACUAAAAAAACUUUUAGUCAAAGUACUAGAAGUAGACAAAGCAGUAAAAGUAGAAAAAGCCAUAAAUAUCGAGGAAGUAAUAGAGGAAGUAGUAAACGAAGAAGAAAAAGAAGGGAAAGACGUUUUUCUGAACCAAAUCUUGGAACGUUGGAACGCUUCGAGAAAGUGAGGAAAAAAUGGGGGUUAUUAAUUCUGAAAGUGUGCACGCGUUUUUGA
Molecule: messenger RNA, 1079 nt
Organism: Meloidogyne enterolobii
Lineage: Eukaryota; Metazoa; Nematoda; Chromadorea; Rhabditida; Meloidogynidae
Source: the annotation of a GenBank genome assembly